Bactrocera oleae (olive fruit fly) is the source of this 1445-nucleotide messenger RNA. Lineage: Eukaryota; Metazoa; Arthropoda; Insecta; Diptera; Tephritidae. The record is from RefSeq and is a predicted model, not a curated record.
AUCUCUCAACCGUGCAGUGAUAUGUUGCUCAGAUGCUGGUUCGGCGGAGUAAAGUAUAAUUGCACAGAUAUUUUUCAUCCAAUCAUAACUGACAGCGGCUUUUGCUGCGUCUUUAAUAUGGUUCAUGCAGACUUCUUAGUCAAAAAGUUAAGUAAUAAACAUACAUUUACACAUAUCUAAAUUUCCUAAGAUUUUUAUUAACUCCAUAUUUGGUUUAGUCCGCAGCCGUGUCCAAAUUGUGAGGACCACAAACCGAAUGGCACUGUAUACGUUGACUGGAGCCCUGAAAAAGGAUAUCCUUCAAAUUUACCUAAAAACUAUAUCCCAACGCCUGCUGUUGGCACAGGUGAAUCUUUGGGAUUAUCGGUAACUCUGGACGUUGAAGCAGAUUACUAUUAUUGCUCUUCUGAGAACAGUGUCGGCUUCAAAAUGCUGCUACAUAAUCCGCUUGAGGUGCCCGAUAUGCGUGAGAUAGGUUUAUUACUCUCACCCGGGCGAGAAACUAAAGUGCGAAUUAAAACUGUUAAAACCGAAUCGGAAAAGUAUUUGCGUUCCAUGGAUACGAAAAAUCGCGUAUGUUAUUUUGAGGAUGAAUAUUCUUUAAAGAAUUAUAAGGUGUACACACAACGGAAUUGUGAGGUAGAAUGCUUAAUGAACAUGUUAUUGACCUAUUGUGGGUGUGUCACUCAUUACGCACCCCUGUCUUUUGCUAACCAAACCGUAUGCAGCAUUUAUGAGUUAUCUUGCGUCAAUCGUGUUCAGCAGCAAUCCAUGGUGACUAAGAAUGGCAACGGUUGUCCGGAAAUUUGUUUGCCCAGUUGCUAUGAUAUCUCAUACCUGCCGGACUUCUUUUACACACCAUUAACACAUGCACGAUUCCAAAUCUCGAACCAACUUAUUAAGAAUAUGAGUGGUCCUUAUGUGGAAAACAAUAUUGCCGUAGUAAAUAUUUAUUUCAAAGAGAGUUGGUACCGAAGCAGUAAGCAGAGCGAAUAUAUUGGAAUAACGGAUUUCUUAUCAAGUAUUGGCGGGAUUAUUGGACUGUUUUUUGGCUUUAGUUUCAUAUCCGUGGCUGAAUUCAUAUAUUACUUGGUUUUAAAACCCGCUCGAAUAAUCAUUGUCACAGCUUGGACGAAACGGAAAAUGCCUAGAUAUAAGAAGACUUUAAAAAAUUUGACAUUGUUGGAAAAACUGUCAACGGAUAAGUUGGGUUCAAUUGAGCAAAGUAAAGUUUCAUUAGGAAAUUACGAAGCUAAUAGAACUAAAAGUCGGCAGGAUAUUUUUCUAAUAUCAAGGAAAAACUGUUCGCCAUAUUCGAACAGCCUCUGGAGGCCUGGUAUGGAAUAUACCCCUUGAAAGUAUAACUAAAAAUAAUUUUGGGUAUUUUAAAAUAAAUAUUUGUAAUUGACAAAAUGUAAUUAAUAUAUAAUACUAGCUGUACCCUG